Molecule: messenger RNA, 774 nt
Organism: Prunus armeniaca (apricot)
Lineage: Eukaryota; Viridiplantae; Streptophyta; Magnoliopsida; Rosales; Rosaceae
Source: the annotation of a GenBank genome assembly
AUGACCCCAAAACCUCAAAGAGGGUGGGUUUCUGUCUCUGAAGAUGGGGCUAUUGGAACGAAUCAAUCAAACGACUCAUUUUGGUUGCGUGUGUACCAAAUUGUUUUGGAAAAUAAUCCAGGCAUGGGCGGAGCCAGGGUACGAUCACCACAAGCUGUUGCUUCUCGGUUCAAGAUCAUCAACCAACAAUGUUCUUUUUGGAAGGCAUGUAUAACAAAGGCUAAUGCAAGGCAUGAUAUGAAUGCAAAAACACUUUUCUUGAAUGAUAAUAAACCACCGAAUAGGCCUUUCAAGUUGUAUCAUGCUUGGCAAAUCUUCAAAGAUUGCUCAAAAUGGAACGACAUAUGUGAAUCUCCCACACAAACAUUCAAAGAUUCUUCUCAUAGUGGCAAUACAGUCAAUUUGGAGGAAGAUGAAGAUGAUGUGGUCAUGCCCACUCUAAGGUCGUUAGGAAGAGAUAAACAGAAGGAUGAAAAAAAAGAAAGGUUCUUGCCUGAAUUGGUUCAACAAGGAAAUGAGGCAAAAGAAGAUAGGAGGCGAAAGUUAGAGCUCAUACAAGAGCAACAUGCAUAUCAAAUCCAACAAGAUAAGGAGGCCAAUGAACAGAGGAUAAUGUACAUGAACCUAUCGAAAUUUACUCCAAGAAAGAAGAAGUAUUGGGGAAAUAAGCAAGACGAAAUUAUUGAGGUCCAGAUGAAUACAAGUUCCCCCUACAAUCCAGAAGACAACUCUGGAGACUAUUAUUAUCCAAGCCCUCCACAUAGUGGUUAUUAA